Cephus cinctus (wheat stem sawfly) is the source of this 2210-nucleotide messenger RNA. RefSeq lists its product as uncharacterized. The transcript has 6 exons. Lineage: Eukaryota; Metazoa; Arthropoda; Insecta; Hymenoptera; Cephidae. Bases 241 to 1851 code for a protein of 536 amino acids. The record is from RefSeq and is a predicted model, not a curated record.
CACGAGGAUACACCUAGAAAAUUUACUACACCAGUGGAAUUCUCUGUGUGGAAUUGAAAAUUAGUGAAAAACUUGUAAUCGCGCACGACACAGUUUGGCCGUCUCUCGAGAGGGAAUUCCCUCUGUCUGUAUUCACGGUCGACCAUCUUGGCUUGUGUCACGCCAAUCAAACCAUUAAGACCUUAACCUCAAGGAAUCCAAUAGAAUUUUUGAGAGAACUUUAUUUCAACAAAUAAUGAAAUGGUAAUUGAUCUAUUGGUGAUGGAUACGAAUGCCGUGGAGGAGGACGACGUGUCCUUUCGCUUGGGGGAAAUGUUCGAUAGCUACGAAGAGCUUGAACAUAAGUUGGAAAGGUUUUCACGCCGUAGUCUGGUUCAUUAUUGGAGGAGAGACAGCAGAACUGUCAACGGAGCUCAUAUGAAAACAGCUCGACCGAUCAGCGAACGGCUCAAAUAUUACUCUGUCAAAUACGCCUGUAUAUACGGUGGACAGAAGUUUCUACCACGUGGUGCAGGUCGAAGACAAUCCCAGUCUAUAAGAACCAAUUGUCCAGCACAUAUAAUGCUUAGAGCAUCCAAGGACGGAACAAAACUUGAAGUUACAAGUGUGAACAACGAACACAAUCACGAGAUAUCAGAGGAACUAUUUAAAAAUCUUCCGCAAGAACGAAAACUUUGCGGCGAAAUUAAACAAGAAGUGCAAGACCUAAUGCAACUUCACAUAGACCGCAAGAGACUGAAGGAAUACGUACGCUUACGUACUAAUAAAAUACUCCGUUCCAAGGAUUUAUUCAAUAUAGCAGCAGCGAAUAAGCAAAAACGAGAAAUCACACCAGAGAGGGCAUAUCAGCUUUUUAAGAAAAUUCACGAUAUAGAAAAGUUGCAGGGUAGAGAAGGUAGCGCAAAAAUAUACUCUGAAUCCGAGGACGAAAUAGCUCAGACAAUAAAAAGAAUGAAAAAGGAACAAGAGUCACCCUGGGGUCAAGAUGGUCUGUCGGCUGAGUUGGAAGUAAGCGAGGGAAAUGACGGCGAGGAUUCCUACGGAGGACAGUUGACUCAAGAAGAAGCUGUCGAUGAUAUGGACACUGCUGAGGGUCAACUCCUGAGCGCAAACAACGAGGGUGAAAUAAUAACAGCUAACGGUGAAAUAGUUGGUGAACUAGUAAUGGAGGACGGCGACCCUUCUGUGAUAGUGGAAUCUAUUGUAAAUGCGGACGGCUCUGUAUUCGUUGAUGAUAGGGAAUUCAAUACCUACUGUAAUAAUCAUCUGACACAUGCUGUACACGAUAGUCGAUCACCAAGAUCUCAAGUUCUAGAUAUUGAAACAAUGACGCCAAGUACUGAAAUGGAGAAAAUUACGACGAAGGGAUCCUCCAGGUCACCAUGUCCAACACAGCACAGUAGGUACAUGUCACCUAGAUCCCAUCUGACACCAAAAUCACCGGGGACACUGAACGAUAACUCAGACUCUCGUGUCUGGAUAAUGAAGGAAGCAGUGUCUGCAGAAACAGAACCAGAAAGUGGUCCCGAGAGCGAUACAAAUGGAUCAAAGAGUGCAAAGAAUAUCAAAGCCGAUACGGAUGCCACAGAGAUUGUCCUAUCGGAGGAGGCCAGUCAUCAGCUUCUUCAAGAACAACUGGCCGUACUCCGUGCCGAGCAGAGUAAACUUUUUCACGAGACUGAAAUGCUCAAGCUUAAAAAAGACAAGCUCAAGCUUCAGAUGAACUGCUAUACGAAUGAAAUUCGAAAGCAAGAAAUGGAGAAGGAGAAACUAAGACUCGAGAUCAAGUUGCUCCAAUCCAAAGUUAUGGAAGAUACCAAUGAUGUUUCCCAUUAUAUUUUUGUGCCUUGAGAUCACCUAGUCCAUUAGACCUUAUCGGACGAACUUAGUUCUGUACAUAAGUAUCCAUUAAGUAUUGACGCACAAAUGUGAUCAUGCGAUUCGAUCGGUUCGAGGACGACCUUGCAGGCCACACUUUGCAAAUUACAACUGAAUCGUAUCUUCUCCCUUCCGCACGUCCUAAGAAAAUCUGUAAUCGCGUUAGACAGCGUCAACCAGGAUAUAUUUGUUACAAUGAUAUACAUAUUCUAGAUAUGAGAACAAUGAAGAGGAGCGUUGUGAUUUUAAAUAGGCUAAACUAUUCCCGAAUUUAAAAAAAAAGACGCGUUGAGUCUACUGGGAUUAAUGUAAUAAAUUAUUUUUGAAGAAUA